This is a messenger RNA of Colletotrichum destructivum, 1367 nucleotides long. Its product is annotated as Putative pectate lyase PlyH/PlyE, pectin lyase/virulence factor. Gene Ontology annotation, cellular component: extracellular region. NCBI's taxonomy places the organism in Eukaryota, Fungi, Ascomycota, Sordariomycetes, Glomerellales, Glomerellaceae. The transcript has 2 exons. The record is from RefSeq and is a predicted model, not a curated record. Gene Ontology annotation, biological process: pectin catabolic process. Gene Ontology annotation, molecular function: pectate lyase activity. Bases 177 to 1166 code for a protein of 329 amino acids.
CCUCACCCCUUUCAGACUUCUCUCUGUUCGCUACACUCUUUCAAGCAGGCUUGAACUAUUUCUUCAUUCUCUCAAGUAGACAAGCCGGUUUUCUUUUUUGCCCAUCUCUCUCUCUCUUAUAACCCGACCUUCCUCACCCAACACAACCAACAACAUCCACAACCAACACAUUCAAGAUGAAGUACUCCUUCGCCGUCGCUCUUAGCACUCUCGUGCUCGGCAUCGCCGCCGCCCCCGCCGCCAACGGCGCCGCCAACAGCAACGGCAACGGCAUCGCCCACGCCGAGCGUGGCUACUUCGACUUCCUCCACCACGCCGCCCGCGCCGAGAAGCCCAGCAAGACCAGGUCCGCCAAGAGCCCCAAGAAGACCAAGCCCAGCAAGACGCGCAACCCGGGCUCCAUCAUCACCUCGGCCCCCGGCGCCCCCGGCAACGGCACCGACAGCUACGGCAUCCGCGCCAGCAACGGCACCGCCCCGGCCCCCGGCGGCGGCCUCCCCGCCUCCUCCGGCACCUCUGUCCUGAAGGCCGCCCAGACUGUCGCCGCCGGUGAGUCCUUUGACGGCGGCAUGGUCGCCUUCGACCGCGGCGUCUCCUGCACCGGACAGGCCGAGGGCGGCGACUCGGACGCCGUCUUCAUCCUCGAGAAGGGUGCCAAGCUCUCCAACGUCAUCAUCGGCCCCAACCAGAUCGAGGGCGUCCACUGCAACGGCGGCUGCGCCCUCGACAACGUCUGGUGGUCCGCCGUCUGCGAGGAUGCCUUCACCAUCAAGCUGCAGGACGCCGGUGAGACCACCACCAUCACCGGCGGUGGCGCCUUCGGUGCCGAAGACAAGGUCCUCCAGCACAACGGCGGCGGCACCCUCUCCGUUAGCGGCUUCACCGUCGAGACCUUUGGAAAGCUGUACCGCAGCUGCGGCAACUGCAAGACCAGCGCCGAGCGCCACGUCAUCUUUGACAGCAUCAACGCCUCCUCCGGAAAGCUCCUUGCUGGCAUCAACUCCAACUUCGGCGACACCGCCACCUUCAAGAACGUCGUCGCCAAGGGCGUCAAGGAGAUCUGCACCGAGUUCAAGGGCACCACCCCCGGCAACGAGCCCUCCGAGGUUUCCUCCGGCCCCUCCGCGGCCUGCAUUUACUCUACCUCCGACGUCACCAGCUCUUAAGCUCGAGAUCACGACGCGAAGAUCCGCUCGGGCGCAUUGUCCUGGGACGAGAGAUCAGUACGGAUUGCCCACUCCCACCACGGGAAAGGCGGCCGUCCAAAACCAAAACAUAGGCUUGUUUAUUUGUAGAUAUUCCCUCAUUCUUGUACAUUCCACAUAGCGUGUGUACCUAGAAUCCAACGCCCUGCGGGCAGUUACCAC